Molecule: messenger RNA, 152 nt
Organism: Trichobilharzia regenti
Lineage: Eukaryota; Metazoa; Platyhelminthes; Trematoda; Strigeidida; Schistosomatidae
Source: the annotation of a GenBank genome assembly
CGAACCGGCAGCUUGUAUAAAAUACGUGACUGCCGGGUUCGUCGUGAUGAAAAUGACGAGGUUGAUCCAGAUUACAAGUACUUGUACGUUUCAUUUUCAUGUCAUGUUGGUCGACGUCGACGAUCAGAAAGCAGGCACCUGAGAACAUCACA